This is a messenger RNA of Wyeomyia smithii (pitcher-plant mosquito), 2097 nucleotides long. RefSeq names its product gamma-butyrobetaine dioxygenase-like. Bases 165 to 1661 code for a protein of 498 amino acids. The record is from RefSeq and is a predicted model, not a curated record. Gene Ontology annotation, cellular component: mitochondrion. Gene Ontology annotation, molecular function: oxidoreductase activity. The transcript has 3 exons. Gene Ontology annotation, biological process: carnitine biosynthetic process. Lineage: Eukaryota; Metazoa; Arthropoda; Insecta; Diptera; Culicidae.
GGGUUUUCGACUAUACCGCGGCUCGGAUGAUGGCGUGAUGUUCUUUUCUUAGCCAGCGACAAUAACACGAAGGCGCGUUUUUCGAAUUGAUUGGUUGAUGAAAACCGGCCACAAGAUGGUCCGAUCGGCUCACAUGGUAUGACGAGCGUUUGUUGAUAGUAGAAAUGGGGCAGAAGAAGAAAUUGUCUUCAGACCAGCGGACGAAAUUUUACCGUCAGUACCAGUCAAACUGUAAUCCAAUCAACACGUGUAUCCUUUGGUGCGUUAGAACCGUGAUGUCUUCUCAACUGCUUAGAUCUUUGAUUCUGUGGCGGUGUGGCGCCUCAGGGAAAAUAUUAGAUAGAAUAUUGAUGCCGGUUUUCAAUAAGAAGUUGAGCGCACGAAUUGCCCGUUACCACACGCAAUCGGAUCUGCGAAAAGCAGCUAGCGCUAGUGCAACAAAGUUAGCGGAACCUAGGCGAGCUGCGGGUGCUAUGGUGCAGGCUUAUCAGCCCUCCCGCAAUGACCAGACAGAGCAUAAUCUGAUAGUGGAAUUCGGCGACGACCAACGGCUGGAAUUUCCGCUGGUUUGGUUGCGUGAUAAUUGUCAGUGUACGAAGUGUUUUCAUCCCAAAUCCAACAGUCGUAUUAUCGACUGGGAAUUGUUUGACGUGGAAGCGACUCAGUUUCCGCAGAGUACCACAUUAUCAGAGGAUGGCACUAAAUUGGCUAUUACUUGGAAUGAUGGCCACCGGUCUGAGUUUACUAGUGAAUGGUUGAUGGAAAGGAAUUUCACUGAAGAAAAUUGUCAACAGUAUUCGGAGGAUUGGUACCGGCCGAGACCACGGUUGUGGAGUAAGCAGCAGUUUGAGCAGGUUUUAAACCAUUUUCAGUAUGAGGAUGUGAUUAAUUGCAACGCGACGUUACUCGAGUGGGUUGAAGCUUUGAUUCACCACGGGGUGGUGAUGAUCCACGAUGCACCACUGGCGGAGAUGGAAUGUCGCCGGUUGGCUGAACGGGUUGGAUUUAUUAGAAAAACGCAUUAUGGUGAAGAGUACAUGAUAAAAGCCAAGGAAGGCACUAGCAAUGUCGCUUACCUGUCGGCUCCACUGCAGAUGCACACGGAUCUACCUUACUAUGACUAUCUGCCGGGGUGCAAUCUGCUACACUGUCUCGUCCAGUCGGAAUCUCAAGGGGGGCGCAAUCUGCUGUGUGAUGCUUUUUAUGUUGCGGAACGAAUGCGCCAAGAGUUCCCGGUGGAAUUUAAAGCCCUGAGCGAAACUCUCGUCAAUUGGAGCGAUCUAGGUGAGGAUGAAGGUUGGCAGUUUCACAGCAUCUAUCGGGCGCCGGUGAUAUGUAUCGGCCGCGAUGGGAACGUGGAACGAAUCAAUCACAGCAUCCCGCAAAGAGAUAGUUUCUUCAAUGUUCCGUUGUCAAACGUAGAGGGCUGGUACCGUGCGUUAACGCAAUUUGUUCGACUCAUCCAUCGGGAGGCGGUCCGAUUCAAAACUGCUCCGGGAGACAUACUUGCUUUCAGUAACGUUCGGAUGUUACACGGUCGAUCCGGUUAUACGGAUACGGUGGCCAAUACCCGGCAUGUUGUCGGUGCCUUUCUCGACUGGGACGAAAUCUAUUCCCGUUGGAGAGUCCUGAAGGGUAUGGUUCCGAAAAAUGGGUUGUGAUUUUAAACGACGGAAGGGGCGACGAUUGUCCUGUUUUCUUUUAACUUUCAAGCAAAUAUAUUUUUAUUAUUUCUUGACACAGCGAAGACUGUUAAGUAUCAAGUGAAGGGAAACACUUGUUUUGACACAAUUCAAUUGAGAAACUACGUUUAGUUAAUUUGCACACAUAUAAAAGACAGGUUCGGACAGAGUGUCGGUUUAUACUUUGAUAAUAGACUCUACGCUCUAGGAGAAUACACAUAAAAAGUCGUAAAUAAUAUAGUUUAUCUUGUAAGUAACAUCACAUUAAAUUUUUUAAAUUUUUUCCACGAUUUUCCUACAGCUUAACUACUAGAUCUAGAUAUGUACUUGCUUACUGACGAUUCGCAUUAUGAUGAUCUAACUAGAUAGCUAAUAAGGAAAGUGUACACAAAUAAACAGUAGAAUAAUGUUUCAA